Molecule: messenger RNA, 1365 nt
Organism: Aspergillus sclerotioniger CBS 115572
Lineage: Eukaryota; Fungi; Ascomycota; Eurotiomycetes; Eurotiales; Aspergillaceae
Product: glycoside hydrolase family 76 protein
Exons: 3
Coding region: 1-1365 (454 amino acids)
Biological process (GO): fungal-type cell wall biogenesis; carbohydrate catabolic process
Molecular function (GO): mannan endo-1,6-alpha-mannosidase activity
Source: RefSeq, a predicted model, not a curated record
AUGUAUCCCUUAUGGCUAUGGUACAUCCUCAUCCUAACCGUAGCCGUACAGGCCAUUGGCUUUGAUCUCGAUAACCCAGAAUCCAUCAAAACCUCCCUAAAACCCAUAACCGCCUCCCUCCUAACCCACUACACCGGCAACCAUCCGGGCGACAACCCCGGCAACCUCCCCCCCCCAUACUACUGGUGGGAAGCAGGGGCCCUCUUCACCACCCUGCUCAACUACCACCACCUCACCCACGACACCACCUACCUCCCAUUAACCAUCCAAGCCCUAACCUGGCAAUCCGGCCCCAGCGGCUCCUUCAUGCCGGCCAACCAAACCCGCACCGAAGGCAACGACGACCAAUCCUUCUGGGCCUUCGGCGCAAUGUCAGCCGCAGAACAGAACCUGCCUGAUCCUGCGCCGGAGUUGAAUGUCCCGGGGUGGUUGGGCAUGGCGCAGGCGGUGUUUAAUACGCAGGCGGAGCGAUGGGAUACAGGGACAUGUGGGGGCGGGCUACGCUGGCAGAUAUUCCCGUUUAACGAGGGAUGGAUGUAUAAGAAUACGAUUUCGAAUGGGGGGUUUUUUCAAUUGGCGGCGAGGUUGGCGAGGUUUACGGGCAAUGGGACGUAUGCUGAGUGGGCGGAGAGAGUGUGGGAGUGGACGGAGGAAACGGUGGGGUUUGUGACGCCUGAGUUUAGGGUUUGGGAUGGGGCCGGGGUGGAAAGUGAGUGUAGGAGUUGGGAUCGGAUUGAGUGGAGUUAUAAUUCGGGGGUGUUUUUGUUGGGGGCGGCUGUUAUGUUUAAUUUGACUGAAUCCCCCACCUGGCGAGCCCGAACGGAGGGUCUCCUCAACACCAGCAGCAGCAUCUUCUUCCAAGACGACAACGUCAUGUACGAGCGGGCCUGUGAACCAGUCAAUACCUGCGAGGUCGAUCAACGGUCCUUCAAGGGGUAUUUGGCGCGGUGGAUGGCCGCCACGACGCAAAUGGCUCCGUUUACUGCGGAUCAAAUCAUGCCUAAGAUACGGGCUUCGGCGAAGGCAGCGGCGGAGACGUGUACUGGGGGAGAGAGUAAUGUGACGUGUGGGUUGAAAUGGACGGAGCGGAAAUGGGAUGGGAUGGAUGAUGUCGGGGUGCAGAUGGCCGCAUUGGAGGUCAUGCAGUCGACGUUGAUUGGGAUGGUGGAGCCCCCGGUUACGCGGGAUACGGGGGGUAUGAGUCAGGGGAAUCCGGGGGGAGGGGAGCCAGGGCAGGAGAAGCAGCCUGUGCCCGAGGGGUUGAGGAGGGAGAUUACGCAUGGGGAUCGGGCGGGGGCGGGGUUAUUGACGGUGUUGGUGUCGUUGGUGGUGAUGGGGUCGACGGGGUGGUUGGUUUAUGAGUGA